Molecule: messenger RNA, 633 nt
Organism: Closterium sp. Yama58-4
Lineage: Eukaryota; Viridiplantae; Streptophyta; Zygnematophyceae; Desmidiales; Closteriaceae
Source: the annotation of a GenBank genome assembly
AUGGCUCGGAUGAAGCCCUCCGAGCUGCUGCAGCGAUCCAAGGGCCGGAAACCGCCCUCGCGGUCGUCGCGAUUGUCGAUUCCGUGCCUCGCGUGGACCAUGUGCAUCGUGUCGCUCAUCGCCUUCGUCCUCUUCCUCGUCCGAUCGCGAUACAUCGCAGAGAAAGCGGGCACUGCGAAGCACCGGCCUGCCACCAACGCCCCUUUUAUUUUCAACAUCAAGACAGUGGGCGGCAUGAUUCUGCUUAAAGUCAAGUUCACGGAUUGCUUUAUAGAGAUUGCCAAACUCGUGCAGCUAUGUAAGCACAACCAUUACAAGGACGCAGCACUACAAGCAGAGUCGGAAGACGUUCUAAGAUUGACGCACAAGGACGGCAAGGAGUGGGUGGUUCUCAGUGUAGGGCCGUCAGGCAAGCCAAGUCCGUGGGAGGGCAACUGCAGCGACGCCAUUCCUGCCACCCUAAUAAGCGGGCAGGCGCUCAUAGGGGCACUGACAUCGGGGGUCAUCCCCCCCCCAGACAACCCUUCCAUCCCAUUAUCGCUGCCCUCGCUGCCGUACCUGCGCGUGGAGUACGUCAAAGUGUCGCAGGACUCGCUCGGCCUCGCCAUGGCUGAAGGCGUGGCCACCAUUUAG